This is a messenger RNA of Clavispora lusitaniae ATCC 42720, 432 nucleotides long. RefSeq lists its product as uncharacterized. The record is from RefSeq and is a predicted model, not a curated record. Lineage: Eukaryota; Fungi; Ascomycota; Pichiomycetes; Serinales; Metschnikowiaceae.
AUGCACUGGCCCAGUUCGCCCACGCGACCAUUGGACUCACUCGAUGGCGUGGAAGAAAACCAGAAGGCCCGUGCGGCGGCCUUGUACCACCCGCUAUCUUCGCCGCUCUCAAACAAGGCUGGAACUCGAGAAGAGAAGAAGCGCACCGAGAUGAUUAAGGCACGAGACCAGCUCCGACAGCAGCGGCUCUUGCUCGGGCGCGAGCGGACAAGCGAGAGAGAGAGCUACGCGCAGCAAAUGGAGCUUUUGCGCCUUCAGGCAGCCGCUUUGGACAUGGAUCCCGAUGACUGGGACCGAGAGACAGAGCAAGUUGAGGCGGACUUGGACGAGGCGUACGAGGCCGAGUUGGAGGAAUACAUAUUGCAGGAGGAGCUCGAGUUGGAGCAGCAGCUCCGGGAGUUGCAGUUGAACGAGACGGCCAAGGGCGAUUAG